CGGGCGGUGUUGGCGGGUGCUGGGCGCGCCAUGGGGCUGCUGCGGGCGCUGGCGCGGGGUUUUGCGCGCGGCGCGGACCGCGUGUCGCCGUUCACGAGCAAGCGCGGGCCCCGCUCGCACUACAAGGGCCGCGGCGCGCGGCGGCCCGGGGUGCUCAGCGCCGGCAAGAAGUUCCUCCGCAUCGCGCAGAUGGUGCCGCAGUUCGUCGUCCCCGACCUCGCCGGCUUCAAGCUCAAGCCGUACGUGUCGUACCGCGCCCCCGAGGGCUCCGAGCCGCCCGUCACGGCCAAGCAGCUCUUCACCGCCGUGGUGGCUCCGCGCAUCGAGAAGGACGUGAAGAACGGCACCUUCGACCCCGAUAACCUGGAGAAGUACGGCUUCGAGCCCACGCAGGAGGGCAAGCUCUUCCAGCUCUUCCCCAAGAACUACAUGCGGUAGGCGGGAGCGGCGCCCCCGGCGAGGCACGACCCGCACCGGCACCAGGACGGGGCGGCUCCGGACACCGACCAUUAAAGCAAACCCACCCUCCUC
Messenger RNA from Strigops habroptila (Kakapo), 531 nucleotides. It is a transcript of the gene MRPL41, whose product is annotated as mitochondrial ribosomal protein L41. Gene Ontology annotation, cellular component: mitochondrial large ribosomal subunit. The record is from RefSeq and is a predicted model, not a curated record. The transcript has a single exon. NCBI's taxonomy places the organism in Eukaryota, Metazoa, Chordata, Aves, Psittaciformes, Psittacidae. Gene Ontology annotation, biological process: translation. Gene Ontology annotation, molecular function: structural constituent of ribosome. The coding region runs from base 31 to 438 and encodes 135 amino acids.